AUGUGCUUGGUUGUUCGCCCAAACAACUUCUUGGGAAGUUAUUCCCCUCCUCGGAGCCGACCUCCUAUGACCGUGGCUUCGGCUGGUGACUAUACUCUUGCACAGCUCACUCGGGUGCCUAAUCAUCCUACCCUGGUAGCUUCCUUUGAGUCGCGUCUCCAGGCGGGGGAGAAAGUGAACGAGAUGUGGGUAACUGGAUAUACUUGGGUCUGCAUGGACUCAGGCUGUGCCAUGUUGAUGGGACUUGUGAGUGAAGGGGAUGCGAGCGUAGGCAUCACAAGUGGCGCAAGGCGUGCAGAAUGCUGUGAUGGCGUAGUGACGGUACUAGUUCCCAGAAGUAACAAUGCGGCCUCGGGAUCAACCAGGAAUCUUCUGUGUAACCAACUCAAUCAAAGCCUUCCGUUCAUGUUUCAGCGUACUUCAUCCUCAUCAGUCUCGAUGUCUUUACACUUUGGCUCGGGAUGCUUUGCAGUUAACAUGUUUCCGAAAAGUACACCCCCCUCUUCCUACAUUGACUCGCUGACACUAUGA
This is a messenger RNA of Stereum hirsutum FP-91666 SS1, 531 nucleotides long. RefSeq lists its product as uncharacterized. The record is from RefSeq and is a predicted model, not a curated record. The transcript has 3 exons. The coding region runs from base 1 to 531 and encodes 176 amino acids. Lineage: Eukaryota; Fungi; Basidiomycota; Agaricomycetes; Russulales; Stereaceae.